AAAAAAAAAAAACACCCAAAACCUAACCUAGCAGUAAACCCAAUCGAGUUCCCUCCUUAGCUGAAAAUUUGGGUCAACUCUCUCUCUCGGCCUCCCUCCGACUCACCAUCGCUCUCACCCUCAAUCACCAUCGCUUUCGGCCUCCCUCCGACCCUCCGACUCACCAUUGCUCUCUCCCUCAAUCACCAUCGCUCUCGGCCUCCCUCCGACUCAUCAUCGCUCUUACCCUCAAAUUAGUUGGUUUGAUAACGUUCACUCCUCCAAAUUAGUUGGUUCGGUGAUUGAUCAAAUCUUGAUAGAGUUUGGUUCUUCUUGAUACCGUUACCUCUUCGAUAUUAUCAGAUAAACAGAGGGAUAUGAGAAUUGGGGAAGGAGGAAAAAAAGAAGAAGAAGAAGAAGAAGAAGAAGAAGAAGAAGAGAGAUUAGAAACUCUUACUUGCUUGCUCGAGAGAAAACAAGUGGACUGUAUUUUUUUUAAUCUCCUCAAAUUUUCUGAUUGAAGCUGUUUAUGAGUUUUGUAUUCAAGUGAUUUUUUUCUCAGAAGAUUUGUGUUUUAGGUGUGGGUUAUUUGUUUUCUUGCAUCUGUUUAUGGGUAAUGUUUGAAGUGAAAAAGUAGACUGACGUAACUUUGUGAAUUGAGGAAACUUUGUUUAUGGGUAGUUUGUUCAUUUUGGGUUUGAUUGGCAGAUUCUUUCUCUACUAUAUGUUACCAGAAUUUAGUGGAAGGGCUGAGGAUGUCUGUUUAUAUGCAUGAAUUUCUGUUAGUGUCCUGUCAAUACAGCAAAAGAAAAUGCAACAUUUUUUUUUUUUGAAUUUUGCAUUUAGAAGAAAACUCUGGGUUUAUUGAUUAUUUGAUAGCAGAUAAGAUGGCCUAGGCCCCUCUUCUCUGCUAGGAUUAUGAUUUAGAUUUCUAUGGUUUUCAACUAAUGUUGUGGAUUUUUAACACUGAUAAUGUGAGAGCCCAAGCUCCAGAGGUAUACUAUGUGCUUGUUUUUAGAAGCAAGGUGUGCUCUAAGGGGCUUAAAGUUGAGUGCAAGUGGUAAAAUAUGUUGAAAGGUGGAGUGCCAAAAUCACACCCCUUGAAUAAGUCAUCUCUGUGUCAAUGAACAGAUUGCGAUGAUUUUACCUGAAUUGCACGCUUCCUAAACUUGAAGGAUUUUGAAUGCUCACUUAACUUUGACAGUGACCUUGAUACAUAGUAUAAAGAUUUCUUUUGAGUUGAUUAUUUAUACUAAAUUCCUACAACUAAGCAACUAGUUACCUAGAAGUUCAGAUUGAUAUGCAGUUAGCUACAUUAAGUAGCGAACAGUUUUUCUCACAAGUAGAAUAAUCAUAACUGCAUGAUGAAAUAGUAAAGUAGCAAUGGCAGUUACAGCUUAAAUCCGAGAACUUUAUCCCUUCAACGCCUUUAGUGAUAGGAGGUUGUCAUGUAUUCUUUAUAAAAAUCUUAAAGCAUUUUUGAUAUUGUUUUUCCUUCAAGAAUGUUUGGAGCUUAUUCUUAGUCCUACAGCAUAUUCUCUUGCUCAGUCAAAUUGUUUCUCUUCAUGAUGUGGACUCCUAUUCUAGCAAAAGCCUCAAAUAUAAUCUAGUGGGUUCAAGGGGACACAUGGAGGAAAUGAGGUUUUAUAUUCAACUUAUCAUGAUGCAAAUCAUAUAUCAAAGUAUUAAUAUCAUGUGACAUAUGCUGAAGUUUGAUAAUGAUAACAGUAUUGUUAUAUUAAAAUUUAUGAACUAUGGUAUUUGAUGUUUUUUGUCAUGAUAUGUAUGCAGAGAUUUGUCGUACAAUUAUCUAGAUGGAAGCAUUCCUUCUUGGGUCAAAGAAGAAAAAUUACAGCUGGUUGGCUUGCCUUCAAAGAAACUUUCCUUGCAAUCGUGGCCCUGGAAUCUAUUAUAAUUUUGGGAUUAAUUGUGGAGGACCUGAGAUUACGUCUUCCUCCAAUGGGAGAGUGUAUGAGAAGGAAAAUGAGCCCCUUGGACCAGCUUCAUAUUUUGUGACUGGCACAAGUAGAUGGGGAGUUAGCAAUGUCGGAUAUUUCGCUGGCAGUACCAAUCCUCAGUAUACAAGUUUCUCCUUAUCUCAAUUCACAAAUGCUUUUGAUUCUGUGCUAUUCCAGACUGCAAGGCUCUCUGCUUCAUCAAUUAGAUACUUUGGCUUGGGGCUUGAGAAUGGUAACUACACCGUGAACCUCAAGUUUGCAGAACAUGUCAUUCUGGCUGCUACUACCGGGAAAUUUCUUGGGAGACGUCUUUUUGAUAUUUAUAUCCAGAUAGAUAUAUGGAGUAGAUCCAAAAGUAAUCACCACUCAGUUACCCAAGCUCCAGAGUGGGAGAAAAAAGGGAAAGCAGCAUAUACCCAGCAACAUAUUGAUGAAGUCAGAAACGAGUGGGCAAAAUUUGUUGUUAAAACAUAUAUGUAAGCUUGUGGUUGGUGAUCGACUUAUUUUGGUAACCUUGAUUUUACAAGAUAUAUAGACAAUAUUAUUAUUCCUUGCUAGAUUGAGGUUACUUUGGGUUAGAAUUGCUGGAUUUGAUCAUACCUGGAUAUGGAUAUGUACUUUUGGAAAUGUUUUGGAUUGGCAAUGUAAGAACAGAUGGCAUUGAUAUAUGACAAUGUUAUAUUUUGGAUUUGUUCAGGA
Messenger RNA from Rosa chinensis, 2636 nucleotides. Its product is annotated as probable LRR receptor-like serine/threonine-protein kinase At1g56140. The record is from RefSeq and is a predicted model, not a curated record. The transcript is spliced from 6 exons. NCBI's taxonomy places the organism in Eukaryota, Viridiplantae, Streptophyta, Magnoliopsida, Rosales, Rosaceae. The coding region runs from base 1794 to 2417 and encodes 207 amino acids.